AUGGCGGCUUGUGUCGCCGGAGAGAGGUUGUCGAGUCCGACUGGGACUGGGAGCGAAGCCGGCCAAGCGAGUCGCGCCCGUCGUGCGGAGAAGUUGACUGAUUUACCAACCGAGUUGUUGGAACACAUCUUGUGCUUCCCAGUGCUCGAGCACGUCGACAUUUGUAAUGUGUCCUGCUGCUGCCUCCGACUGCGCGACGUUUGCCACAGCAGAGGGAAGGUGUGGGGGCACCAAUAUAAACUCAGGUGGCCGCGGCUGCAGAGGUUUUACCCGCAGAACGAGAGCUGCGACUGGCUCCGCGAGUACAAAACGCGCCACUGGGUGGGCAUCCAAAUCCGAAGGACGGUGGAAUCCAUCUCGAAACGCUUCUUCAUGGAAGUGCCAUGCAUCGGCCAAGUGUUGGGUGACAGUUUCACUGAAAUCGAGUCGCUGGGUAUGCCCAUGCAUUUCUGCGAAGAUGAGCUACUUUUUAUCCUCAGCACAGAUAAGAGGAAAAGUCUGACAUUGAAGUACUAUGCAAAAAAGAUCCUUUACUUCCUGAGGCAACAGAACAUCCUGCGCGCUCUUAAGAGCUUCCUCGAGCAACCACCUGAACAGCAGUCUGCAAUCGCGGGUGCAGUCCUGGUGGACCAGUACUGUAAUCCGCUGGCAGAAGUCACGCUGGACGGAAUAUCAGCGCAGCUGGAUGACAUUGUAGAGAAAGUCAAGAAGACCUUACGGGUGAAAAAUCCAUCCCACCCCAGCCUCCGCGUGGCUCCAGGUGGCGAGCGUAUCCGGCUGGACGAUUUUGAGCUCCAGCGGCAGGUCUUCUGCGCCCUCAACGCUGUCUUGUAUGAGCAGUUGCAGUACAAGGGUGACCAGCUGGAUUACUACAACCCCUUCAACUCCUACAUACACCAGGUACUGCUUCGUCGCAAGGGCAUCCCCAUAAGCCUCUCGGUUGUCUACAUGACGCUUGCUCAAAGGUUGGGUGUCAAGUUGGAGCCGGUCAACUUCCCCAGCCACUUCUUGCUGCGCUGGUGCCAAAAAGAACGAGGGAGCGAUGACAUCUACGACUACGUGUACAUUGACGCAUUUGGUAAAGGCAAGCAGAUGACGGCCAAAGAGUGCGAGUACCUCAUCGGGCACCAGGCCAGCGCUGACUUUUACGGUGGCAUCGGCACCACCGAGAUGUUGCUCCGGAUGGUGGGAAACCUGCUCAACAUCGGGAAAAGAGGGGAAGGCAAAGAGAAGUCCUACCAGCUCCUUAGAAACACGCUGGACCUUUUCCUCACCAUCAACCCGGACAACGUUUCUUACCUUCUGCUGCAAGCCAGACUAUACUUCCACCUUGGCAUCUGGCCAGAGAAGGUUCUGGACAUACUGCAGCACAUCCAGGCAUUGGACCCGUCUCAACACGGAUCAGUGGUCUACCUGGUUCAGCACACGCUGGAGCACAUACAGCACAAGAAGCAGCCUACCACCCCCGAGGUGAAGCGGCGCGGGACGGCCGACCACCUGGAAGUCCGGUACUCUGUGGGCCUUGUCAUGAAACACAAGAGGUCGGGUUACAACUGCGUCAUAUAUGGCUGGGAUCCCAAGUGCACCAUGAGCCAGGAGUGGAUCACCACCAUGAGGGUCCACCAGCUGCCCGAUGGCGCCGAGCAGCCUUUCUACAAUGUCUUGGUGCAGGAUGGCACUUGUCGAUACGCCGCACAAGAAAACCUGGAGCCCCAUUCGGACCCCCUGGAGAUUGGGCACCCCGAGGUGGGCCGCUACUUCUCUGAGUUCGCCCACACAUACUAUGUGGCCAACGACGAGCUCAGGACCCGUUACCCAGACGACUCGGAACACACGGACGAAGUGGCACGCGACCUCUACCCACGACCGCCCUUGCCCUCGCCCAUGUAG
Nerophis lumbriciformis (worm pipefish) is the source of this 1890-nucleotide messenger RNA. The record is from RefSeq and is a predicted model, not a curated record. NCBI's taxonomy places the organism in Eukaryota, Metazoa, Chordata, Actinopteri, Syngnathiformes, Syngnathidae.